AUUAUUAUGACGGUAAAAGUGACAGUGGCUACUUGGCUUGGAGGCUUAAAUACAUUCAAAGAUGCAAUGCCCAAGAAAGAAGAUCAGUUGAAGCCUCUUCUACUGAAGGAAUAAGUGGUGAAGCACUGUUGGGAGGACCAACUGCCAGACGGGAGUUCCAGUAUCUUCCAGAGGCACCUCUGAGUGACAAAGAAUGUCGAGGAGCCAUGUCACUGAUGACACAUUCAGCUGAUGAAAACACAGUAAAGAAGAAAAUGAAGCAAACUUUUGCUUAUCGGCGAAGCAUGGUCCUGGACUCCCAGUUGUCAAGCAACAUACUGUCACACUUUCCACGAUUCAAAGAUGUCACAGGAUUGAUCGAACAAGAUUUUGUUCUGAUGUUUGGUGAGGAUGUAUCUGGCAAGCUUCUGGAGAACUGGCCAACAAUGUUCAAGGAGAAGAUAAUCAAGCAGUGCAGAAAACUUCCAUCUACCACAAACCUGGAUGACCUUCUGUUGGCUGCAGAUCCUCAGAAGGAUGAUGCUGGUGGCGCUGAUUUUGGCUGGGAUAGUGACAUUUCUUCUAUUUUGCUGCUUCUGCAUCUUCUUCCACCCACUGCUCAAGGGAAGAUGUCAGCAUCUCGAGCAGAAAACAUCUUGUGGUCUUCAAGAAGAAUGGUAUUUGAUCACCCGCACUAUCAGGCUGACACCACUUUCUGCCUAUUAAGCCUUGUCCAGGGAUCCGGGUCCUUGGCGGAUUAUACCAUUGAGUUCUGGACAUUGGCUGCAGAGGUGGACUGGACCGACAGCAAGCUAAAAGCCAUCUUCAAGAAAGGACUAAGUGAACAGCUAAAAGACUAA
Messenger RNA from Periophthalmus magnuspinnatus, 839 nucleotides. RefSeq lists its product as uncharacterized. The transcript has 5 exons. Lineage: Eukaryota; Metazoa; Chordata; Actinopteri; Gobiiformes; Gobiidae. Bases 207 to 839 code for a protein of 210 amino acids. The record is from RefSeq and is a predicted model, not a curated record.